AUGAAGCUCGUCGCGGCCGCCUCAGUCGUCCUCAGCGUCGUCGUUGCCGUUGUGAACGGCCAGACGCUGAUUCCCCCGCCGCUCUCCGCCAGUGGGAGUGGCAGCAUUUCAGUUCGGCCUAGCGGUGUCCCAGGCUCGGGCUCCCUGUCGAUGCCAUUGAGCACCAUCUCCACGGAGUCCGCCAGUAGCUCCGGCAGUGUCACCACCACGAGCGUCACAGUACCCAGCGGCACAUCCACAGUCUCGGUGACGCCGUCCACCAGCGGCACCAUCUCCUUGCCGGGAAGCAUCCUUUCCACAGUCCCGCCACCAUCUAGCACGGGUAGCGGCAGCGGUAGUGGCAGCGCGAGUUCCACCCGUACCAGUAGUGCGCCCUCUACCACCACCAGCAAUGCAGCAGCAUUGGGCGGAGUGCAGAUCGAUCCGGCGGUGUUGGUAGGAGCAGGCGCGGGGCUCCUCGCAGCAUUGUUCUGA
Gloeophyllum trabeum ATCC 11539 is the source of this 474-nucleotide messenger RNA. RefSeq lists its product as uncharacterized. Lineage: Eukaryota; Fungi; Basidiomycota; Agaricomycetes; Gloeophyllales; Gloeophyllaceae. The coding region runs from base 1 to 474 and encodes 157 amino acids. The transcript is spliced from 2 exons. The record is from RefSeq and is a predicted model, not a curated record.